AGCCCAUAAAAGUUCACAGCUUUGCUCAUUUGCUCACAAACAUUAGGAUGGUUGUUAAAAUCACUCUUUUGGUGUGCCUGGCGUACACAGUCGCUGGAAAACAUGACAAGGGACUCAAUUUCCCGCCCCUUGGAUGGCCUACGACGUACAGUCUGGAAGCAAUGAAACGGUUCAUGUCGACAGGCUUUAUGUCACAUAUGAAAUACUGGCGAUCAGUAGACUUGUACUCCAGACUUGAUGUCAACGACGAUAUAACAAGAAUUUUUAUUGGACAUCGUUUCGGUACAAGAUACGAGAUCUAUUAUAAGAGAAACAGCACUAAGUGUUCCAAACAGAUUGGAACUCAUUAUAAACCACUUAAAAUUUAUAGAUGGUUGCCAUCGUUUAAUGACUUCGAAGCAAACGGUUACGAAACUAUAAAAGGCGUGCGUUGUGUGAGGUUCAUUGAAAAAACCAGGAAUUUGGAUAAAAAUAUUCUAUGGGCCUACAGUAACAACGCUAGCAGGAUUUGGAUUCCUGUCAGAUACAAAAGGCGUUCGAAUGAAACUACAUUUGGGAGUCUCAAUGAUCACGUGAUCUACGACUAUUUUAACUUUAAAACCGUCGUUGAAAGAAGCGUGUUCAAUUUAUACAAAAAGUACGCAUUCAAUGUCACAGGCGAUUGGACACAGGCUAAUGAGGACACUGAAAGCGAUACAAUGGAGCCAAUGAGUGAAAAUAUUGAGACUAUGGAACAUACUGAUAAGAAAUUUUCGACGUUAGAAACGAAUCCUGCCCCCAAUAAUAUCAACACAGGCGAAGAUAAAUCAAGAUCCACUGGCAAUGUACACCGUCCUUAUUUUCUGGAGAAAAUUAAGAAGCGAACCAGUAUUGAACAACCUGUUCCAAUCAAAAACGGAGGACUCCCGGCCUCUUUAGAAUGGCCUACCAAAUAUAGCAUAGAAGCAACAAAACUGUACUUGACAUCGGGAUGGACUGAGCAUUUAAAAUAUUGGCGGCUCAAAUAUCUGUCUAGACUCGACGCUAACAAUGGCGCAGUUACAAAAAUAAGAAUUCCAGUAGUAAAGGAGGAUUACAAAAUCGAUUUCGAGAUUCACCCUGAAACCACUGAAGAGGAGACGAACGAGAAGGUUUGUUAUCAAGUCAAGGAUUCAUACCCUGGGGACGAACUGGAAGAACCUAUAUAUUUCCUGCCGACUACGGAUAACUUGGAAGAAGUUGGAAACGAAAAUGUGAAGGGCGUGGAUUGUGUGAAGUUUGCUGGAAGCUAUGAGCAAAGUGAUGAAAGGGAGGUGACAAAUGAGGAAUUGUGGGCUUACUAUAACCAUUCUGCGGAAGCUUGGGUUCCAGUGAGGUACGAAACACGUACGAGCGACUCUCUCCAUGGCUAUCUCAAGGACCAUAAAAUUAUCGAUUAUUUUAACUUUUCUUCUGAAGUUAAUAAAAAAGUAUUUAAACUUUACAAAAAGUAUACAUGCAAAAAAGUUGGUUACGACGAUGAUGAUGAUGAAAAGAAAGUACCAACUUCCAAUCAUAUUGAAUCGAUGACAGCAAAAGAAAGAAAGGAACUGGAUGAAGCAUUUGCUGAAUAUAAGCAGAAAUUUAAUAAACAGUACUCUCACCAGGCAGAACACGAAAUGAGGAAAGCAAUAUUUCACGAAAAAUGGAGAUUGGUGAAGGAGACAAACAGCAAAAAAUUAAGCUACACACUAGCUUUGAACAAAAUGUCUGAUCGUACGAAAAAGGAAAUGAAACGAUUCAAAGGAUUACGCAGAGAUAAACCAAGAUCAGUUGGCACCAUACGAUUCCCAUAUUCUCACGAGGAGAUUAAAAAAAUAUCGGAAACGUUGCCAACGCACUAUGACUUAAGGCUUGAAGGAGUCGUUGGUCCGGUUCUAGAUCAAGAUAGUUGCGGCUCAUGUUGGACAUUUGGCACGACGGCGGCCGUCGAAGGAGCCUUGGCUAGAAGCAAAGGUGGCAUGCUGAUAUCGCUUAGUAAUCAGGCACUAUUGGACUGUUCUUGGGGAAUGGGUAAUUCUGGCUGUGACGGCGGAGACGAUAUUUCCGCUUACAAAUGGAUAAUGAAACAUGGCUUGCCUACAGUAGCGGACUAUGGGCCAUAUAGAAAUCAGGAUGGAUAUUGUAACAUCGGAAAUAUGACGACCACUUACAAAAUUCGCGGUUGGACGGAUGUCACACCAUUAAGUGAACAAGCUUUGAAGAUUGCACUUAUAAAUCACGGACCUUUAUCAGUUUCCAUUGACGCUGAAGAUGCUUUUACUCAUUACGACGGAGGAAUUUUAUACGACACUAAAUGCAAAUCCUCAAAAGACGAUAUGAACCACGAGGUGACCUUAGUUGGUUAUGGCGAGAAAGACGGUGAAUCCUACUGGAUCAUCAGAAACUCAUACGGACCGUACUGGGGCAUCGACGGAUAUGUCCACAUUUCAAUGCGGGACAACAAUUGUGGCGUUAUGACAGAACCCACAUAUGUUGUUGUUGAAUAAACCAUUAUGCAGAGAGAUUGGAUCAGACUUGUGGGUAUUAAAAAGUUUACUAAAUAGAUUUUUUUUUGUGGUGAUGUUGGUAUUUCUAAGGUUACUGAAAUGUCCUUAAAUUCCUAAGAACGGGACGUAUACUUUACAACUUAAACGUAAAAUGUCGAUUGACGUCUCUGUAUUAAGUGUUAACAAAAAAAACAUUCAAUUACCAUCAAAAUGUAUCACUAUGAACUACGAGUAUAAAUACACACAGUGCGGAAAGAUUAUUCUGUAUAUAAGAGUCUGAUUCAAUAUAUUACGUUUAGAUAUAGCUAUAGUUUAUUAAGGCAGUUGAUUUUAAAACGGCCAUUAUUUAAAUUGUAAAUAUUUGCACGUGGAAAUUAACUAACAAUUUAAUUAUAUAUGUGUGAUUUAUUUUAA
Molecule: messenger RNA, 2921 nt
Organism: Leguminivora glycinivorella
Lineage: Eukaryota; Metazoa; Arthropoda; Insecta; Lepidoptera; Tortricidae
Product: counting factor associated protein D-like
Exons: 21
Coding region: 48-2507 (819 amino acids)
Biological process (GO): immune response
Cellular component (GO): lysosome
Molecular function (GO): cysteine-type endopeptidase activity
Source: RefSeq, a predicted model, not a curated record